GCCACUCCCGGGAAGCAGCGCUGAUUGACAGCGUUUUGCAUCGGUGUUGUCGGAGUGUGCAGUCACUCGAUUUUGUUGGUGUCUACACAGCCCGUGCAAGCGCCAUGCAAACGGUGCUAUGCAUGUCCUCUUCGUAUACAUCAUCAAUGUAGCACCUCGAGCAGCGCACUGCCGUUACGUUUACUCGUGAUUUCUAAUGUUUGAAUGUCUAAGAAGGCAUUCAUUAAUUUUGUUUCAUCGUUCAUGUCAAGACAUCAUCGGCCGCUAGAUUCAUUGCUGUGGUCUCCAGCACCGUGUGAAAAGGAUUUGCGUGUGGUCUAAAUUGUAUUUUUAAAUAAUUUCAUUUUGAAUGAUAUUUAGCCAAUAUAAAUAUGGCGAGCGAUUCUCCUGCCAGAAGUCUGGAUGAAAUUGACCUCUCUGCUCUGCGGGACCCUGCGGGCAUUUUUGAGCUGGUGGAACUAGUCGGGAAUGGGACGUAUGGGCAGGUGUAUAAGGGCCGGCAUGUCAAGACGGGACAGCUUGCCGCCAUCAAAGUCAUGGACGUCACUGGGGAUGAAGAGGAGGAGAUUAAGCAGGAAAUUAACAUGCUGAAGAAGUACUCGCACCACCGCAACAUUGCCACGUACUACGGCGCCUUUAUCAAGAAAAACCCGCCAGGAAUCGAUGACCAGCUCUGGCUGGUGAUGGAAUUCUGCGGUGCUGGCUCGGUGACAGACCUGAUAAAGAACACUAAGGGGAACUCCCUGAAGGAGGAGUGGACAGCCUACAUCUGCAGGGAGAUCCUCAGAGGUUUGACUCACCUUCACCAACACAAAGUCAUCCAUCGGGACAUCAAGGGCCAGAACGUCCUGCUCACAGAGAACGCAGAGGUCAAACUAGUGGAUUUUGGCGUGAGCGCGCAGCUCGAUCGGACCGUGGGCCGCAGGAACACCUUCAUCGGGACGCCGUACUGGAUGGCGCCUGAGGUCAUCGCCUGCGACGAGAACCCCGACGCCACGUAUGACUUUAAGAGUGAUCUGUGGUCACUUGGAAUCACAGCCAUAGAGAUGGCAGAAGGAGCCCCACCACUGUGUGACAUGCACCCCAUGAGGGCACUCUUCCUGAUUCCUAGGAACCCAGCGCCCAGACUCAAGUCCAAGAAGUGGUCCAAGAAGUUCCAGUCCUUCAUAGAUAGCUGCCUCGUGAAGAGUCACAGCCAGCGGCCCAGCACAGAGCAGCUACUCAAACACCCCUUCAUCCGGGACCUGACCAACGAGAGGCAGGUUCGCAUUCAGCUCAAGGACCACAUUGACCGUACCAAGAAGAAGCGUGGGGAAAAAGACGAGACGGAGUACGAGUACAGUGGGAGUGAGGAAGAAGAGGAUGAUAACGACAUGGGAGAACCCAGUUCCAUCAUCAACAUCCCUGGGGAGUCCACCCUGAGGCGGGACUUCCUGCGCCUGCAGCUGGCCAAUAAGGAGCGGUCGGAGGUGCUGCGCAGACAGCAGCUGGAGCAGCAGCAGAACGAGGAGCACAAGCGCCAGCUGCUGGCUGAGAGGCAGAAGCGCAUCGAGGAGCAGAAGGAGCAGAGGAGGAGACUGGAGGAGCAGCAGCGUCGGGAGCGGGAGCUGAGGAAGCAGCAGGAGCGGGAGCAGCGCCGGCGGUAUGAGGAGAUGGAGCAGCUCAGGAGAGAGGAGGAGAGGAGGCAGGCCGAGCGUGAGCAGGAGUACAAGCGGAAGCAGCUGGAGGAGCAGAGGCAGGCGGAGCGGCUACAGAGGCAGCUCCAGCAGGAGAGGGCAUACCUGGUGUCUCUCCAGCAGCAACAGCAGCAGGACUCUCGCUCUGGCGACAAGAAGCUCUACCACUACAAGGACUCAGUCAGCCCCAACGACAAACCCGCCUGGGCCAAAGAGGUGGAGGAGCGGUCCAAGCUGAACCGCCAGAGCUCACCGGCACUGCAGCACAAGGUGGCCAAUCGGAUCUCUGACCCCAACCUGCCUCCCCGCUCCGAGUCGUUCAGCAGCGGUGGGAUCCAGCCAGCCAGGACCCCACCCAUGCACCGUGCUGUGGAGCCCCAGAUGGCCCACCUGGUCCCAGUAAAGUCCCACGGCUCCUCCAUGUCGGCGUCCCAGUCUCUCCACGACCAGUCAGCCAAGGGCGUGUCUGCCUUCCAGGACGGCCUGGUCUCCCAGCGACCCGAGAUGCCACGCCAGAACUCGGACCCCACCUCCGAGAACCCCCCGCUGCCGCCCCGCAUCGCCAGCCGCGAUGAAAAGUUUGACCGCACCUCCUGGCUGAGGGAGGAGGACAUCCCCCCUAAGGUUCCACAGAGGACCACCUCCAUCUCCCCAGCCCUUGUGAGGAAGAACUCCCCUGGAAACGGAGCUGGAGGCCUGGGGCCCAGAACCGGGUCCCAGCUGAUCCGGGCCAGCAAUCCGGACCUGUGCAAGACGACGGACCUCAGCGUGGAAGCAGCACUCCAGAGGACGAGCAGCGGGAGCUCCUCCAGCUCCAGCACGCCCAGCUCCCAGGCCGGGUCCAGUGAGAGGAGCCGGGUCAGAGUGUCCGCUAGGCCAGACAGCUCUCCCGUGGUGUCCCUGGAGACCCCCAAAGCCAAACAGCAGGAGGAUGGCCGGGACAGGCCAGGCCGACCAGCGGACCUAACCGCUCUCGCCAAGGAGCUACGUGAGCUGCGGACAGAUGACACCCACCGCCCGCCUGUGAAGGUCACGGACUACUCGUCCUCCAGCGAGGAGUCGGAGAGCAGCGAGGACGAUGGCGAGAGCGAGGGUCAGGACGGCACCGUGCCCGUCAGCGACAUCCCGCGCAUCAUGCCAUCAGCAGGGGCCAAUGAGCACUAUGGCAUGGACAUGGGUAGCCAUGACGAUUCCCGCGGUGAUGCCUACAGUGGCGGGUCCAAGGAUGGCACCAUGGUGAUGAGAGAGACACUGGGGGAUAGAGUGCGCCCGGGCCAUGCCGAGAGCAAUGGCUUCGUCGGCCACAUCAAUCUGCCCGACUUGGUGCGGCAAAGCCACUCCCCUUCGGCCCCGCCCGCCGAGGGCCCGGGCCAGCUCUCCAGCAUGCAUGCGCCAGACCUGGACGCCGUCGCCCAAUACGGCAUGGGAGGUGGCUCCAAGGCCUCCUUCACCCCCUUCGUGGACCCACGCGUGUACCAGACUUCCCCCACGGAUGACGACGAGGAAAGUUUGGCAAUAGACCAGUUUAACAACGAACUCAUGCGGCAAGAGCAGGCCAAGCUAAACGAGGCUCGGAAGAUCUCCGUCGUCAACGUCAACCCCACCAACAUCCGGCCCCACAGCGACACACCGGAGAUCCGCAAGUACAAGAAGCGCUUCAACUCAGAGAUCCUGUGCGCCGCCCUCUGGGGGGUCAACCUGCUGGUGGGGACCGAGAACGGUCUAAUGCUGCUGGACCGCAGUGGGCAGGGGAAGGUCUAUAACCUCAUCAACCGCCGCCGAUUCCAACAGAUGGACGUCCUAGAGGGCCUCAACGUCCUGGUCACCAUUUCAGGGAAGAAGAACAAGCUAAGGGUCUACUACCUGUCCUGGCUGCGGAACAGGAUUCUGCACAAUGACCCUGAGGUGGAGAAGAAACAGGGCUGGAUUACUGUGGGAGAGCUUGAGGGCUGCGUGCACUACAAAGUGGUAAAAUACGAGAGGAUCAAGUUCUUGGUGAUUGCCUUGAAGAACUCUGUGGAAAUCUAUGCCUGGGCACCAAAACCUUACCAUAAAUUCAUGGCUUUCAAGUCUUUUACAGAUCUCCAGCACCGGCCCCAACUGGUGGACCUGACUGUGGAGGAAGGUCAAAGGUUAAAGGUUAUCUAUGGGUCCAGCGUGGGUUUCCACGUGAUCGAUGUGGAUUCGGGCAAUCCUUAUGAUAUCUACAUCCCGUCCCACAUUCAGAGCAGUAUCACCCCACACGCCAUUGUGGUGCUCCCCAAGACUGACGGAAUGGAGGUGCUUCUGUGUUAUGAAGAUGAGGGGGUCUAUGUGAACACAUACGGCAGAAUCACCAAAGACGUGGUGCUCCAGUGGGGGGAGAUGCCCACCUCCGUUGCCUACAUCCACUCCAACCAGAUCAUGGGGUGGGGAGAGAAGGCCAUUGAGAUCCGCUCCGUGGAGACGGGACACCUCGACGGAGUUUUCAUGCACAAGCGAGCUCAGCGACUGAAGUUCCUCUCUGAGAGGAAUGACAAGGUCUUCUUUGCCUCUGUCAGAUCUGGAGGCAGCAGCCAAGUUUUCUUCAUGACACUGAACAGGAACUCCAUGAUGAACUGGUAACCCACCUCAACCCCUUCCCCCUACCACCCCAUCCUCGUUCCUCGUUCCUGUCCAUGGCCCACGCCAUCACUCGCAUCUCUGUCCAUGUGCCAUCGGUCACCCCAGCACCACCCUUGUUGUGAACACAAGAUACGUGUUACCUCUGAACAAAGAAGGAGGAAGAGGUAAAGAGAGAGCAAAGCCUGUUACUGAAAUCAAGGUCAUCGAGAGCCGAGAACUGCUGGAUUUCCACCCUCCCUUUGCCUGGGAGUCAAAUGUGAAGACAGUUUGGUCAAUCAGUAGCACUAAUUCUUCAGUCAGUCACCUGGAAGAACAGAAGACCAAGGCCGGAUUUGGAUUCGAUGACCAGAUUUUAAGUAUCCAUGAAACAAAGGCCAAGAAACAUGGAGAGUGAAGCUGAGGAGGGAACUACUGGAAGUAUCCUCUUGCCUCCAGCAGGGGGUGCAACAGAGCAGAACACCCCCUCCCCCCAUCUCCAGUGUGGGUCUGGACAGUAUGAGGACUGUGAUUGGUCACCUCUUUAUCUCAUCAUAUUAUUGGUUCCCCGUGUUUGUGAGCGGGCUGAAUCCGGGUCCAGUGAUGAUUAAAUGACUUGUGAGCUUCAAGACAACAACCCUCACACACACACACACACACACACACAUUCACUCCUAUUCACUGGAACAUACAGAUACAGACACUGGCACAUUCACACAAAUGUUCUUCCUGCUCUUGAGUCAUAAAUCAGCAGAACAUACAACACCAUCACUUUCUUUUGGAGGGGAUCCAUUCUAUGGCUGUUCCGUCCUGCAGUCCUUGCUUUCUGUUUCAGGGUGUAUGUGUGCAUGCCUAUAGCUUCCACUUUACAGGAACUCCAUUCUCUGUUCCAACAGGCCUUGAUCACCAGUGGAUCUAGAAGAGGCUUCUUGCACUGUAGAUGCCAGGUGUCUGUGUCCAAAAUGUACCACAUUUCAUUAAAUUACCUUCAGAACUUUUUUUGGCACAGUUGAUGCAUUUGCAGUCACAACCCUAUGUGCCCCCUUUCCCCACACACAGAAACACACACACACACACACACACACAGCCACACAUGCACUAUGAUGCUGUGUGCUUUACAUUAGUCUCUUGUGUGUUCUUCCUCAGCUAGCUCAGCUAGCUUUAUUACUGAGGUUUUUCAUAGGAUGUCGAAGUGGCUCACCUGUUUUUCCCUCUUAAAGUUACUGCACACAUGGGUUGCCUGUUGACUUAUUUAUUCAUCUGUUUAAGUGGUCAAAUUCAGAUCUGGUCUCGCACUGGAUAACAUUCCUGUCCUACCUUUUUCAAUGUCAAAUUUUGAAUAUUAUUUAUUUGUUUACAUUUGUUUAUUCUGUAAGUUUCAGCAAAUCAGGUAUAGUACAUUUUCUCAAAGGAGAAAGGGAGCAACCCAUCUGGGAAACAAAACUGUGACCACUGGCCUUCAUGAGCCCAGAGUGAGUUUUCAGGGUGUUACAGUAUCCUAACAAUGACUAAGUUUGGUCAAAGUAGUGUCACACAAGUCACAGAAUUGGGGGCUUUUAUUCUGAAAAGGGAGCACAAACCAGGAAGUGGACAAGAGAUGUGCCAAAACUCUAACAAAAUAAGUGUUUUGCCAAUACUGAAGAUGGCUAGUCAUUUUAUUCAUGUUCAUUUGCAGUAGACCUUAAAAUGUGGAGUCUGGACUGUUUGCUUUGAGGUUCCUUGUCUUUUAGCUUUUAUUCAGAAUCCUUUAAAAUAAAUUUUUAAAAAGUUAAAUGUACAGAAUUUGCUAGGCUGGAGCCAAUGAUAACAUUAUCCAAUAAUUCAUAUUUUACAAUUAAUAAAGAUGUCACUGUUGCCAAAUAAGCAAAAUGCGGUUCUGCUUUUAAAAAAAAAUGUCUUUGUUGUAUUAUUUUCACUUUAAAUUCAUCUUCUUCUUUUUUUUUUUACACUGAAUGUGAGGUGAUAUUGGGGCAUUGCUGACAGGGUGUGGGCUGCCUGUAUUCUGUAUUAAUGCCAUGCAGUAUACUGUUGGUGAUUCAAAUCAACUAUCAUUUUACAAAGAUUUAUUUUUAAUGUAUGCGUGCUUGCUUUUAGAUGUUGAAAUCCACACCAAAAACAAUACUAGUAUCUGAGAAGCAGGCCUAAUGUCCAGAUGUACAGGAUGCAACAAAACUGUAGUCUCCUAGGAAAUGAGACCGUAACACAUAGACAAGCUUUUUUGGUUUUGGUUUUGUGUGUUAAGUAGCUCUAUACAAACAAUCAGUUGACAACCUAAAAUAAAAUGUCUUCUAACUUUUCUUGCCAGUGCUGUACCAAUGUGUAAUCAGCAGAGGCAUUAGCAAGUUUGAGUCAAGAAAUAUUAUGAAAGAGUUAACGUUUAAUAUUUACUUUCCAUGUGUGACUUUGUCUUUAUCUAAGAAAUAAGGCUUUCUGUACAGGAGGGGCGAAGUGAGAUUGCUUUAAGUUUGUCUGUUUUUUAUCUAGUUGCUGUUAAAGCAUUUAUCUGGUAAAAAACUGAGCAGGGAGAGAGUAGAGACUUGGUGGUAAGGGGGAGGGUGGCAGAAGGUAGGUUAGCUUUGUGCAUUGUCUUCUACUCUUGAGUUUUUAUCAAGACAGAAUCCUUUGUGUCUAUUGUUUGAAAAGCUCAGAGUCCACGCAAUAUUGGCACAUGCACAUGCAUAAACACACACCGUCUAUAUACUUGGCAACACUCGCACAAGUACACACACACCCCCGCAUAACUGAUACAUGCAAACACACAUAAACUGGUGUACACAAAAACAUACCAGACAUACACUCCCAACUGCAUUUACUGAUUCAACUGAGGCAUCAUGAGAACAACUCCCCCCGCUAACUGUAAUAACAUUGUUAUUAAAUGUUGCUGUAGUGUUGUAGCAACACUGUCAUGUGAGGUGAGGACAAUGCCUUGACAACUCCCUAAUGGGCAUCCCUGUCGGGGGGUCAUUGGUCAUAGGCCCUUCCAUUACCAUGUGCAUGCAUUAUCUGUGGUGCGGUACAUUAAACAAAAAAAACUUUGGCACAGUAUAUUUACAGUUUCUGAAAAUAGUUUGUUUCCUCCCUCUGAGUUCCAUUUCCUAGAGUGUGAAAGUGCUUUUGUAAUAUGAUUAAGAAUGUCAAGAUUGUCUGAAACUCAGUUACGACGUCACAAUUAUUUCUUCUAAGUUUUAGUGCUAUCAUUUCUUCCUUUUCUUCUCUACAUUCUGCUAUUUCAAUUAUGACUGCUAUUGAGAAUGGGAGGUAGGGUAUACUUUAAAGCAUUUAGAAGUGUGUUUUCUUCUGGGUUUCUUGUAAUGUUUGCACAAUAUAAAUAUUUAUAUUUGAGAUAAGAGUAAAUUAAUUAAUAAUAAAGAAAUUCUGGUGGGGUCUGACAGUGGCGGGGGAGUUUUGGUUAACAUUCUCUGAAACAGGGUUUUAGCAAUAAAAUGUACUACUGAUUUGAUUUUGUAAGAUUAGUUCCCUCUGAUGGGAGUACUGUAAAACUGUGGGGCGUCACACACCUUCCUGAGCAUAUUAGUGUCACAAUGAUGCUUUCGUUUUCAUUGGGCAGGGCUUAAUUUAGAGGGGUUUUUUGUUUGUUUGUUUUUUUAAGCUGGUGGCUAUUCCUUUUCUUUUUCUCUUUUUUUUUGCAGAUGGCGCCUCAUAUCGGACUUUCCAAGUACUAUCAUGGUUUACGUUUUUAAAAUGAUGAGCAUUACAAAUGUCUUGUUUUUUUUUUUGUUUUUUUUUUAAUAAAUACAAAAUAAAUUAGA
Conger conger (European conger) is the source of this 8026-nucleotide messenger RNA. Its product is annotated as traf2 and NCK-interacting protein kinase-like. Gene Ontology annotation, molecular function: ATP binding; protein kinase activity. Bases 372 to 4280 code for a protein of 1302 amino acids. The transcript has 31 exons. The record is from RefSeq and is a predicted model, not a curated record. Lineage: Eukaryota; Metazoa; Chordata; Actinopteri; Anguilliformes; Congridae. Gene Ontology annotation, biological process: protein phosphorylation.